CGUCGCCAGCCCUGAAGCGACCUGACACUGUCCGAACGCGAGAGGCACUCGUCUGGCCGAGCUGGCAGUGGGCCAGAUGGGUGAAGCCACCCACCAUCCUGGAGACCCCCUGGCAGGAGUAGGUGCCCUCUGGGAGGCCCUCAGGGCACUCCUGCCGGACACUAAAGAAGAACUGAAGCUGGACCUCAGCGAGAAAGUGGAGAGGAGUGUAGUGACGUUGCUGCAGCAAGCCACCGAGCUCUUCUACGAGGGCAGCCGGGACGAGUGUCUGCAGAGGAGCGAGGCGAUCCUGGACUACUCGUGGGAGAAGCUCAACACGGGGGCGUGGCGGGACGUGGACAAAGACUGGCGACGGGUCUAUGCCUUCGGCUGCCUUCUCAAAGCCCUGUGUCUCUGCCAGGUGCCUGGGGAUGCUGCCACUGUGGCUGCAGCCCUGAGGGUCUGUGACAUGGGCCUGCUGAUGGGGGCAGCCAUCUUUGGGGACAUCCUCCUCAAAGUCGCUGCCAUCCUCCAGACACACCACUCUGGGAAAAGGGCUGCCCACAGCUCAAGCCCGGAGCAGCCCAGCACAAAGAAAGCAAAGAGUGACCACGGUUCGAUUCCAGAUCUGAAGUUAGAAAGAGCAGUGCCCCGGCUUCACUCUCCGUCCCUCGAGCAUUUCCAGAAACAUUUUUUGGUCCCACAGAGGCCUGUGAUCCUGGAAGGUGUGGCCGACCACUGGCCGUGCAUGAAGAGGUGGAGUUUGCAGUACAUCCAAGAGGUCGCUGGCUGCCGCACUGUCCCAGUGGAAGUUGGUUCCAGGUACACAGACGAGGAGUGGUCCCAGACGCUCAUGACCGUCAGCGAGUUCAUCAGCAAGCACAUCGUGAACGAGCCAAGGGACAUCGGCUACCUUGCCCAGCAUCAGCUCUUCGACCAGAUCCCAGAGUUGAGACAGGACAUCAACAUCCCCGACUACUGCUGCCUGGGCACCGGGGAGGAAGAAGAGAUCACCAUUAAUGCCUGGUUUGGUCCCCAAGGCACUGUCUCCCCACUCCAUCAGGAUCCGCAGCAGAACUUCCUGGCCCAGGUGAUGGGGAGGAAAUACAUCCGGCUGUAUUCGCCGCAGGAGUCAGAGGCUUUAUAUCCUCACGACACGCACCUUCUUCAUAACACGAGCCAGGUCGACGUGGAGAACCCCGACGUAGAGAAGUUCCCCAAGUUUACCGAGGCCCCGUUCCAGUCCUGCGUCCUGUCCCCGGGAGAGAUCCUGUUUAUCCCAGUUAAAUACUGGCACUACGUGCGGGCUCUGGACCUGAGUUUCUCCGUCAGCUUCUGGUGGUCGUAGCCAGGGUGAGAGCUGAAAGGGCCUGAAACGCAAACGGCCGUCACCGAUUCAGUCGUCCCCUGCUCUGCCCAAUCUGGCGCCGGGUCUUGCAGUCUAGGGACAAGCACAACUGAACCUGUGCCCUGAGGAAGCCGUCCCUGCCCAGGGGGCUGGGCUGCGGCACUGGGCAGGCGCAGAGCGGGCAGAGCCCCGGAAGGACAUCCUGGGCAGCCCCCGUGCAGGCGGCAGCAUCGUGAGGCCUCACAAGUCUAGCGGACGGCGGCCCGUGCAGUGGCGCGGCACGGGCUCUGACGCCGGCUGCUGCCCUCAAACCCCCCCUCGUCGCUUGACUGCUGUGUGAUUGGGCCAGGACAGCUCACUCCGCCGUGCCCGGGUCUCCAUCUGGAAAGGAGGGCCCAGGAGGUGGUGCGUGCGCGGCGGCAGCGCCCUGCUGCUGCGGGAACCUUAGCUGCUGUUGCUAAGCCUAGUUACUGAUCUUAUAUCUUUCCUCACCGUGUCCGAGCCUGUGGGACGCCGCAGCCCGGAGACUCUGCAGAGAGUGGCAUGGCCCUGGCCACACGGAAGGGUCUUCACUGGCGU
This is a messenger RNA of Propithecus coquereli (Coquerel's sifaka), 1906 nucleotides long. It is a transcript of the gene KDM8, whose product is annotated as lysine (K)-specific demethylase 8. Bases 77 to 1327 code for a protein of 416 amino acids. Gene Ontology annotation, cellular component: nucleus. NCBI's taxonomy places the organism in Eukaryota, Metazoa, Chordata, Mammalia, Primates, Indriidae. Gene Ontology annotation, molecular function: histone H3K36 demethylase activity. The transcript is spliced from 8 exons. The record is from RefSeq and is a predicted model, not a curated record.